AUGGCAUCUGCACUCACCGAACCUAUCGAAACUCGACUCUUCAUCAACGGCGAGUUCCGAGAUUCAUCUAAUAAACAAACUUUUGACGUGGUGUACCCUUACACCAAAGAAGUCGUCGCACAAGUCCAAGAAGCUACUGCACAGGAUGUGGACGAUGCCGUUGCAGCAGCCGGCGCAGCUUUCCCAGCCUGGCGCGAUCUCAGCAUCGAAAAGCGGGGUUCAUACAUGCAAACCCUCUCCCAGCUGAUUUUGGAGUCAAAUGCCGAACUUGCAAAGCUUGAGACAUUGUCGAUCGGACGUCCGAUCUCAGCAUUCUUUGAUGGCGGCCUGGCAGCUGAGUACUUCAGCUACUUCUCUACAGCUGCCUGGAGCGCACAGGGUACAGCGAGUUUGAAUACCCCGGACCAACUGAGCAUGACAGUCAGACAGCCAUAUGGCGUGGUGGGACUGAUCAUCCCCUGGAAUUUCCCACUGGCCAUGUUCGCAGGAAAGAUCGCUCCUGCGAUCGCGGCCGGUAACACCGUUGUCCUGAAAAGCAGUGAGAAGGCGCCAUUGACGUCUCUCUAUGUAGCCAAGCUCAUUAAGAAAGCCGGCUUCCCACCCGGUGUCAUCAACAUCAUCUCCGGCCACGGAGAGCCAGCGGGCACAGCCCUCGCAUCGCACAUGAAGGUGCGCUGUAUCAGCUUCACCGGAUCAUCAAUCACAGGCCAGAAGAUCCAAGCCGCAGCCGCAAAGUCGAAUCUGAAGCACGUUCUCAUGGAACUUGGAGGCAAGUCGCCCGCUAUCGUCUUCGGGGAUGCGGAUUUGGACUCGGCCGCGGCUCAAACACAGUUCAGUAUUCAGUUCAACAGCGGUCAGAUUUGUACCGCCAACUCUCGGAUCUAUGUGCAUGAGUCUGUCGCACAGGAGUUUACUAAGUUGUUCCGUGAGAAGUUCGGGGCUGUUACAAUUGGCGAUCCAUUGGAUCCUACUACUUCGCACGGUCCACAGAUUGAUGUUAAGCAGUACGAGCGGAUUAAGGAGUAUCUGGCCAUCGGAGAGAAGGAUGGCAAGCUUACGCUGGGUGGUGAUGCAAACGAUGGCUACUUUGUCAAGCCUACUAUCUUCGAAGGCGUCCCUACAGAUUCGCGAUUGAUGCGAGAGGAGGUUUUCGGACCUGUCGUGACUAUCACACCAUUCUCUACUGAGGCGGAAGUUAUUGAGAAGGCAAACGAUACAGAGUUUGGUCUGUAUGCCUCUGUCUUCACGAAGGAUCUUGACCGGGCGGUCCGCUUGGCAAAGGCCCUUGACGCAGGUACGGUUGGUGUGAACUGUACUAGUCCCACAGGUGCGAAGGACGGCGCUUUCGGUGGCUACAAGAUGAGUGGAACUGGUCGUGAAGGCCUUCUAUACAGUCUUGAUAGCUUCCUGGAGACGAAAAGCAUUGUCAUCAAGACAUCGCGGCUGUGA
Molecule: messenger RNA, 1449 nt
Organism: Penicillium olsonii
Lineage: Eukaryota; Fungi; Ascomycota; Eurotiomycetes; Eurotiales; Aspergillaceae
Source: the annotation of a GenBank genome assembly